This is a messenger RNA of Alligator sinensis (Chinese alligator), 2018 nucleotides long. RefSeq names its product adhesion G-protein coupled receptor G5. The coding region runs from base 137 to 1729 and encodes 530 amino acids. The transcript is spliced from 12 exons. Gene Ontology annotation, biological process: adenylate cyclase-activating G protein-coupled receptor signaling pathway; cell surface receptor signaling pathway. NCBI's taxonomy places the organism in Eukaryota, Metazoa, Chordata, Crocodylia, Alligatoridae. Gene Ontology annotation, cellular component: membrane. The record is from RefSeq and is a predicted model, not a curated record. Gene Ontology annotation, molecular function: G protein-coupled receptor activity.
UUUCAGUGCAUAUGGCAAUGGCUGUACUUCCUGUUGUCUUGGGCUGUCUGAAGUUUAAAAGCAAUGGUAAUGUAUCAAUUAAGUAGAUCCUGGAUGUGUCUUGUAGGAUCUGUGCUGCAUUUGGAGCAUCACCGGGAUGGACUCUUGUCUACUGAUUUGCCUCCUACUGCAUCUCAGAGCCCCUCUUCUCCAAGCCACAGAAGGGGCCCAACUGCCUAAAGUAAUAAAUGAGGAGGAAGAGGUGAAAACUGCCCAGCAACAAACUGAUGCCCAACUGCAAAAGUGUGCAGCUGUUGGAGAGGCCUUGCAACACAUAAAAAUACUAGAAAAUCUGUUGCUGCGAGCCAGGUUUUCCAAGGGGAACUUCACUUACAUGGCACCCACCAUCCAGACAUUUGUAUUCAGUAUCAAGUCCAGGAAUUUCUCAGGGUUUUCUCUCAGCAGUGAUGAACAAAAGUGGACAAACAUUUCCCCCCAUCAGCACUCUAAGCAGAUAUCCUCAUCCAAGAAGAAAGGACAUGCCAUGAGUUUCCCACCUGUGCUGUUGGAGGGAGUCCGGCAAAGGACUGAAGAGCACAGAUUCGUCUGUAUUUACAUCAAUACCUCUUGUGCCUUCCAGGAUGAAAAUAACAACACACUGCUAAACAACUACAUCUUAGGGGCUACUCUAAGAAAUACCUCUGUAAGGAACCUCAGCCACCCUGUGGAGAUGCGCUUCUGGCAUGACCGUGUGCUGGACAACUCCACUGCAACCUGUGUCUUUUGGUUGGAAGAAGCAGAGAGUGACAGCCAGGGGACCUGGAGCAGAGAAGGCUGCAAGACCAUCCAUGAAAGGCACAUGGUCCUGUGCCAGUGUAACCACCUCACUUACUUUGCUGUGCUGCUGCAAAUCUCCUCAGAGGGCAUCAAUGAGAACCUCCUGGCUCCUCUCACCUAUAUCACCAUCAUAGGUUGCAGUAUCUCAGCUGCUGCCUCUCUUCUCACCAUCCUCUUAUACCUUGUCUCCAGAAAAAAGAAGGGUGAUAAUACAAUCAAAAUCCACAUGAACCUCCUGGGUGGCCUCUUCUUUCUGAACGGCUUCUUCCUACUCAGCGAGCCCCUAGCAUCGUUUAAUCUCAUGUGGCUCUGCAGGACUGCUGCUGUAUUCCUCCACUACUCCCUGCUCUGCUGUUUCACUUGGAUGGCCAUUGAGGGCUUCCACCUCUACCUGCUCUUGAUCAAAGUCUACAACGUGUACAUCAGGCGAUACAUCCACAAGUUGUGCAUGCUUGGCUGGGGUCUGCCAGCAAUAAUAGUGAUUGGCAUUCUCAUCGCUAAGAAAGAGGUCUAUGGGUUCCAUCAAAUUAAAACCAGUGGUCACAACUACACUGCUACCAUGUGUUGGAUCACAUCCAAGAGUAUCCAUUACUUUAUCAACCUGAGCUAUGCUGGGAUCACCAUGCUCUUCAACAUAGUUGUCUUAGUCAUUGUACUGAGGAUGCUGAGGAACAUUCCCAGUCAGAAAGAACGAGCAAGAAGGGACAUAAUGACAGUGCUAGGGCUGACAUGCCUGCUGGGAACAACCUGGGCCCUUGCCUUCCUCAGUUUUGGUGUCUUCUUGACUUUUCAGAUCUUCCUGUUCACCAUCAUAAACUCUCUCCAUGGGUUCUUCAUCUGCCUCUGGUACUGCACCAUACAUCGGAAAGUGGAUGGUGGCUUUACAAGUGAGACUUUGCAGACAACAAAAUAGACCAUUCUCUUGGCUUGUGCUCCAGGAUGGCACAGCCCAGGGGCAAAUAAUGGUCCAAGAACAGACUCCCUCGUAACAGAACCAGCCUGCUCCUGGCUGCUGCACAUAUGAGAUGCUUUGAGAAUUGACAGGUGUGCCAAGGGCGUUCUCUGCUUCCAAUAAGAAAAAGAUACAGUCUUCAGGGCCUUAGCAAGUGAGGCACAAACAACAUAAUAAACCUUGAAUGGCCCUUACAAAGUGUUCAUCAGGGGACUUGCAGCCCAACACAGUCUGGUGUGUUCUGCACACU